CCCAAACUGACAACAACUCAAACUCAACUCAAAGAUCUUAAACUAGCAUCCAGCUCCACGAUGUCUACAAAAAUGCAAGUUUUUGCCCUUUUGGUAGUAGCAAUGAUUGUGGCCUGUAGUGCUACCCCAGUCCCUGAAGCUGACCCAGCAGGCUAUGGAGGCUACGGUGGUGGACAUGGACAUGGACACGGAGGUGGUCAUGGGGGACAUGGCGGUCACGGUGGACACCACGGCGGUCACCACGGCGGUCACUACGGCGGUCACCAUGGCGGUCAUGGUGGCCAUGGGCAUGGAGGACAUGGAUAUGGGCGUUAGAUGUAAAAUAUGCGAAUGUGGUAGUACAGGGUAUAAU
Messenger RNA from Zophobas morio, 352 nucleotides. RefSeq lists its product as uncharacterized. Lineage: Eukaryota; Metazoa; Arthropoda; Insecta; Coleoptera; Tenebrionidae. The transcript is spliced from 2 exons. The coding region runs from base 61 to 315 and encodes 84 amino acids. The record is from RefSeq and is a predicted model, not a curated record.